UGUUGCAUUGUGCUAAUCAUAAUAUGACAGAAGGAACAGAAGAAAUCAAGAAAAAGCUCGUUAUCGUUACGAUGUAAAAGAUAUUAAAAUAUUUUUUUAUUAAUGUAGAAUGCUUAAUUUUUUGAAUAUUUGAAAUACAUGUACCAUAUAGUAAUAGUUAUACCAUAUUCUUAUUUAAUUAUUACCUAUAAGCCACGUAGCAAAAGAAUCGGUAUAUAACAACGUAACAAUAAGUGUCACUAUUAUUCUCCAAGAUCUAUUAUUUACAAAUAAUUUUGUAUGUUAAUCAGCAAUUUGUCCCUGUUAAAAGUCAUAUAACAUUUUAAGGUUAAUAUUAAACUAGAAACUUUGAACAUGGUUAUCAAGCAUCACAUAAAUGGUUACGCAAAUUUCAUAACAUUUAUAAAAAAUUUUAAAACGAAUAAUCCAACUUUUAUUUUAUAUAUGGGUUCUGAAAUGGCAGAUGGAAACAGUUGGUGUCCUGAUUGUGUUAAAGCUCAUCCAUUUAUAGAAAAGGGAAUACAGUCGGCUCCUGGAACAUAUCAUUAUAUUAUUGUCUCGGUUGGUGAUAGGGCUUUUUGGAAAAAUAGUAAAUGUCCUUUUCGAACAAAUUCUGAAAUUCACAUACAAACUUUGCCAACGCUUGUAAAAUGGGGAACGCAAAAACGUUUAGAAGGUGAUCAAUUAUUAAAUAAUGAUCUAAUUGAAAUGCUAUUAGCAGAGGAUGAUAAUUAAAAAAUACAUUUUAUACUAUUAUAUAUAU
Molecule: messenger RNA, 763 nt
Organism: Ceratosolen solmsi marchali
Lineage: Eukaryota; Metazoa; Arthropoda; Insecta; Hymenoptera; Agaonidae
Product: thioredoxin domain-containing protein 17
Exons: 4
Coding region: 355-735 (126 amino acids)
Cellular component (GO): cytosol
Molecular function (GO): protein-disulfide reductase [NAD(P)H] activity
Source: RefSeq, a predicted model, not a curated record